Molecule: messenger RNA, 1138 nt
Organism: Paramecium sonneborni
Lineage: Eukaryota; Ciliophora; Oligohymenophorea; Peniculida; Parameciidae
Source: the annotation of a GenBank genome assembly
AUGACAGAAGAAAUUUUAAGUCAAUAUUUUCCUAAAUAAAACAGUGGAGCUGCUAUAUUAAAAGACAUACUUCGAGAUGGUCUAGAAUAAGCAUUCAUUGGUAAAUUUAAGAAUGACAAUGAUUAAAUAAAUAUUUCAGAAUUUAAAUUAAGACAUCAUUUCGAUAAAAAAGAUAAUGAUUAAUUUCUUGAAUAAAUUAAAAAGAAACUCAAACUUAAUAAUCAGAAAGCUGAGAUGAGAUGUGUAAACAUUAUUCAAAAUAUCAGAGUUGAAACUGAUUUAAAUUACAAUCCUAAAUAUUUCCAAGAAAAUACAUUCUUUGUGAAUUAAAAUUUGGAUGCUAUAAAAUAGAAAAUAAUUGAAAAGAAUAUUGAAGAAAGAAAUAAAAAGGCAUAAGAAUUUAAAUCUAUGCAAAAAGCUCUAAACAUUUGGUUUUAAUAAUCAUAAUAAUAAAAAAAUGAAGAUGCAAACAAAUAAUAGCAAUAAACAAAUAAAAAAUAAAUGAAUUCUUCAUCUCUUAUUACUGUCAAACAACAUCUAACUGAAGGAAUUUAAGUUUCUGGAGUCAUUACAACUAAAUAAGGAUAUAAAUUGACAUAUCCUAAUUUAACAUAUAUUAUUAAAGCCACUGAUAUUCCAGAAAGAGAAUCUUAAUGCUCUUUUAUUAAGAAAAUCAGACCAUUAAAAUAAAUAGAUUUUGAUUAUCUUGAUGAUUUGAGAAGAUAUGUCUGGAAAUACAAGCAAUAUAUUUAAUUUUUCAAAAUCCUACUUAAAGUAUCAUAAGGAAAUAUAGAAAUUUCAGAAACCCUUGUAAAAAUUUAAUAAAGAAUGAAAACAGGAUUUUAUCAUGUUAUGACCUUCUACCACAUCUCAAAUAGAAGUUGGUCUAUUUGUAAAAUAAUCAAGGAUUUAAAUAAAAAGGGACUAUAUCAAAGAGAAAGGUAGAAUCUUUAUGAUGUAUUAAAUCAAUAUAUGACAAUAGACAAUUUUAUAAAAUAUUUAAGAAGAUCUUGGGGAAAUUUUCAAUCCUUUUUUGUUUUAAUCAGAUUAUGUUCCAAUAGAAGAACAAUUCAUUUCAUUUGAAUAAUAUAAAAAAAGACUUCAAGAAGUUAUUGUAAUGAGAGAAAAUGGAGCUUGA